AUGUCGCGAGCCAGUUCCUCAUAUGUGCAUCUAUCGAAGAAGUUCGAAAGCCCUGAUAAUAUUUUUGUUGCUGUGCCUGAAAUAGGAACUCGUUAUUCGUUGAGAUUCGGCGCAACCAUCGCAACGCUUACAAACCCCGAGAUCUUUGUGGACAGAAAUCACGAUUUCCUCUAUUAUUGUUUAGUUGCUCCAGUUCAAACAGAAAGCGAUGGAUUUUGGAAUGCAACUCGCGACAAAAAAGCUUACUUCAAAUUCUCGAAAACUCUGUGGACCAAUGACGAAAUUGAUACAAAUAAUCUUCCGAGGAAAGGUGGGAUUGGUGCGAUCACAUUGUUCUUCUAUCUCGCUAGACGUACCAAAAUCAAGAAUGCUGCCCCUUUCAAGUUCACUUUGGAAAAAGUCUCCAUAACCGAGUCCAAAGAAAUAAAGGAAUCGAAUUUUCUAUCGAAUUUGAAGAAAGAUCAGAAUCACCACCUCCAUAUAUUAAAAAGUCCUGGAAUUUACCCUAAUAUUUUUAUUGAAAAUGUCGAUUUUAAAGAUUUUCGACCAUUACCAUCAAUAAAGAAAGACGAUGCUGUGAGUGAUGUAAGAUUAGAGGACGACGCUGUAUUUGUCAAGAAUUCAAAUAGUGAAUCGUCGUCGUCGUCAUUAGUCAAAUACAGCAUUAAAAAGGAGGAAAUUCAAAAACGCAAAGAUUCGCACGUGAUUAUAGAUUUGACAGGAAACUAUCAUCAUUUCGAUAUUGAUGAAUAA
Molecule: messenger RNA, 753 nt
Organism: Ambispora leptoticha
Lineage: Eukaryota; Fungi; Glomeromycota; Glomeromycetes; Archaeosporales; Ambisporaceae
Source: the annotation of a GenBank genome assembly